Molecule: messenger RNA, 601 nt
Organism: Paramecium octaurelia
Lineage: Eukaryota; Ciliophora; Oligohymenophorea; Peniculida; Parameciidae
Source: the annotation of a GenBank genome assembly
AUGCUUAUUAAAAAAGGAGAGUAAAUAAUAAAAAUAUAUUAAUUUGAAAAAUUUAUAGAUUCAAAAAAAAUUAUUCUAUAAACGAAAACAUAAUUCAAAUUCAACUUAAGAGGAAUAAUAAAUAAAAAUCUAAAAUUUUAGUAAACAAAAGUAAUAAAACACUCUUAGCGCUUUUAUUGGUACUAGAACAUAAAAUUACAGAAUAUUAAAAAGACUACUAAAUGCAUACAAAAAUUUUUGAUACGUAUCUAAUCCUAAUUUUAAUUUAAUUAGAAAAAAAUGGCAACUAAUAGAAGAUAAGCACAUGAUGUAUUCAUUUUUCUAUUUUAAAGACUAUAAUGGGAGGAGAGACAUAUAAUUUAUAGCAGAACAAUUUCUUAGGUAUUUGAUCUAGUAUUCAAAUUUUUAGAUGACCCAUACUGUUCUAAUGAAUAAGUCAUUGAUAAUCAAUAAGAAUAUUAUAGCUAAAAUUAAUUAGAUCCUUUAUCAUUAUCAAUAGAUUGCAUAUUAAUAGACGAGUAUUUAACAUAAAUACCAAAGGUCUUAUCGUAAAAUUGAAUAAGCAAAUUAUCAAAACAACAUCUCAGCUACUUAAUUUUGA